AAUUAAAUUAAAAAACAAAAAAAGUAAACAUAAUAAAAAAUUAACUCACAAAAAACAAAACAAUCUUUAAAAAAUAAAAUGAAUUCCAACUAAGCCACCUUCAAGAAACCUGAAAUCGUCUUUUAAUUUUAUGAGUCUGAAAUGGAAGAAGACUAAUAAAUCGAAGAUUAAAUUGAAGACUUCUAAACUAAAAUUCUUGGUAUGAGAGUUAAGACUACUAGAAAUAUUACCCUCAACUUUAAAAGAUAAAACUCUAAUGAAAAAAUAAAUUCUUUCCACAGUUUGGAAUCUUCUCAAGAAUAAAAUUAUUGA
Tetrahymena thermophila SB210 is the source of this 312-nucleotide messenger RNA. RefSeq lists its product as hypothetical. Lineage: Eukaryota; Ciliophora; Oligohymenophorea; Hymenostomatida; Tetrahymenidae. The transcript has a single exon. The record is from RefSeq and is a predicted model, not a curated record.